Molecule: messenger RNA, 2120 nt
Organism: Annulohypoxylon truncatum
Lineage: Eukaryota; Fungi; Ascomycota; Sordariomycetes; Xylariales; Hypoxylaceae
Product: S-adenosylmethionine synthetase
Exons: 2
Coding region: 577-1773 (398 amino acids)
Biological process (GO): S-adenosylmethionine biosynthetic process
Cellular component (GO): cytosol
Molecular function (GO): ATP binding; methionine adenosyltransferase activity
Source: RefSeq, a predicted model, not a curated record
GCUUCCUUUGGAGAAAAAUUCCUUUGGGCUUGCCCCACAUCGUCGUCCCAUGUGUACCAAUGCCACCAAUGCCAGCGAUGCUAGCGAUACCACCAACAGACCAACCCAAACUUUAGGACCCACGGCUCAGGGACAGGUCACAGCAAAAGAAGGAGAGAAGGGGCAGGAAAGGGACGGGCAGUUACCUAGGUAAAACUAGCGUCAAGUUUAUUCGUUAAUUCGUUAGAUAAUAGCUCCUAGCUUAAAGUCGGCAUAUUGUGUGGACGGAAAUUGCGCCAUUCUGGGUAUUCUUUUCAGCACCUACCCAGUAGUGGUAUCCUAGUACCUAGUCCUUUAGUUCCUGCCCCUCCGAUUUUUUAUCCCUUUCACCAAUAGAAAAGCUAGAGGAAAAACUCCCGUUUCCAAUUCUUUUCCUUCUUAAACUUCACCUCCCCCUCCCAGAAUUCUUUUCUCUUUUUACCCUCCAGGAGACACUCUUGGGCUUAGCAUUUCCUUUGGUUGCUUAGAAUUAACUUACAUAUAGCAGCUUGUUUAACUAGAUUUCUAUUUUUCUCUCUCGCUAUCUACAUCUUCAAGAUGCCUGCUACCAACGGCUUUGCCAGCUCCUUGAGCACCCCUCGGAACGCCGGGGCUUUCCUCUUCACCUCCGAAUCUGUCGGUGAGGGUCACCCCGACAAGAUCUGUGAUCAGGUCUCCGAUGCCAUCCUCGAUGCCUGCCUUGCUCAGGACCCCCUCUCCAAGGUCGCUUGCGAGUCUGCCACCAAGACCGGUAUGAUCAUGGUCUUCGGUGAGAUCACCACCAAGGCCACCAUUGACUACCAGAAUGUCAUCCGAAGCGCUAUCAAGGAGAUCGGAUACGACUCCUCCGACAAGGGCUUCGACUACAAGACCUGCAACGUCAUGGUCGCCAUUGAGCAGCAGUCGGCCGAUAUCGCUCAAGGUCUUCACUACGAGAAGGCUUUGGAGGAGCUGGGUGCUGGUGACCAAGGUCUCAUGUUCGGCUAUGCCACCAACGAAACCCCCGAACUCCACCCUCUCUCUCACCUUCUCGCCCACAAGCUCAACCAGGCCUUGUCCAAGGCUCGCCGAGAUGGAACCCUCCCCUGGCUCCGACCUGACACCAAGACCCAAAUCACUAUGGAGUACAAGCACGACGGCGGUGCUGUCGUUCCCCUGAGAGUCCACACCAUCGUUAUCUCUACUCAACAUAGCGAGGAGGUUACGACUGAGCAGGUCCGAAAGGAGCUGAAGUCUAAGAUUAUCGACUCCGUCAUCCCCAAGCAGUACAUCGACGAGCACACCAUUCUCCACCUCCAGCCUUCCGGCCUCUUCAUCAUCGGUGGUCCUCAGGGUGACGCCGGUGUCACUGGCCGAAAGAUCAUCGUCGACACCUACGGUGGCUGGGGUGCUCACGGUGGUGGUGCUUUCUCCGGAAAGGAUUUCUCCAAGGUCGACCGAUCCGCCGCCUACCUUGCUCGAUGGAUUGCUAAGUCCCUCGUCGCUGCCGGCCUCGCCAAGCGAGCGCUGGUCCAGCUCUCUUACGCCAUUGGUGUAGCUGAGCCCUGCUCUAUCUACGUCGACUCCUACGGCACCUCUGACAAGACUGCCGAGGAAUUGGUCGACAUCGUCAAGGCCAACUUUGACCUCCGACCUGGCGCUAUUGCCAAGGAACUCAACCUGAUGCGCCCCAUCUACAACCAAACAGCCAAGUUCGGCCACUUCGGCACCAACCAGGAAUUCACCUGGGAGCAGCCUAAGACCCUGAAGUUUUAAGUCUGUUAACAUUUUGUAGGUUUCCGCUGAGGGGAUUUUUCAGAUUUAUAAAGUAGCGGAAGAAUCAACUUCUUUCUGCAUUGCGAACGGCGUUGUUGGGUGUGUUAUCUAGAAGACAUAGGAUUCCCUCAUCGGAAAAUGUCAUGAAAAUUUAACGGGCAUGGCAGCAUGGCGUACGGUUUCAACAUACCUGGUUUGGGCAAAGGCACAGAUAAAGGUGACAUCUACGGGGUCACCGGGGCCUUUUAAAGGCGACGGAUGGGUAAAUAUCCGCAUUGCAUUUUUCAACACGGCAAUAUCCUAUAUCGAACAGCGAUCAGGACAAAAAUAUGAUACCACUUGUCGUA